GUUUCAAAUAUGUGCGUGUAAUUGUGAUAAUAUAUAUAUGAAACAUGGAUUGGUCCCCGGAGGACGAUAUUCCUGGAAGGCUCCUUCACCAGGCUGCUCUGUGGGACAAUGUCGACCUUUUGGAAGAUUUACUUAAAGGCGACCAAAGUGCCAUGAUAAAUAGUCAAGACAGUUGGGGCCGAACACCUUUACAUGCUGCUGCAAUAACUGAAGACUCAAGAUGCUUAAGAAUUCUUCUUCAAGCAGGUGCUGAUCCGAACAGCAAAUGUGGACCGAGAGCUGAUAAUUGUACGGCCCUGCACAUGAGUGUAGCCCACGGUCAUGCAGGAAACGUAGAAUGCCUAUUAGAAUUUGGAGCAAAUUUUACAGACAAAGACAUAUCAGGAAUGACUGCUCUCGAUAUAGCAGAAAGGGAAGGCAAUGUUGAAUGCAUUAACCUGCUGAAAAAUGCUUCAGAUGAGCGAGAAAGAGCGCAGCAGGCACUGCGCUGCGCCGUAUCCCGCGGCGACAUGCGGGCUGCACGAGAACUGCUGCAGCAGCUUGGGCCGGAGGCGAAGGCUGUCGUUAAUUGCGCUCCGGGAGGAACCAAUACACUUCUAUUUAGUGCUUGCCAAUUAGGUCGCACUGAAAUGGCUACAAUGCUACUUCAGCAGGGAGCAGAACCACGGGCACAUCCCGUAACUGGAUAUACACCAUUGUAUACGGCUUGUCAUCAUGGACAUGUAAACACUGCUAAACUGUUGUUGGAAAAAUAUCCUGAAUUAGUCCAGCAAGCUACGAUGGAAAAAUGGCUUCCGUUGCAUGCUGCAUGCAUCAAUGGACAUGUUGAAGUAGUUCGGCUGCUGUUAAGUUUUCAUUAUCCGGAGCACCUUUUAACAACAUAUACGGAUCAGUCAAAUAGAUGGCAAUGGCGAUUGGCUUUUGAUCCGAAUGCCCAGGAUGUUACCAAGCAAACUCCACUAUACAUGGCAAGUCUUUUAGGAAAUAAAAAACUUGUUGAUCUCUUAUUAGGCUGGAGAGUGCCUGCUACCAGAACACAUGAGAAAAAUGAAGACAGCACUCCGUCCUCGGCUACACCUACACCAUCACCAAGUAGUCCUAUUAAAAGAAGAAUCUCUGAAGGAAUUCAGAACAUCAUGAGUAAAUUGAGUUUGGGUUCAUCACAGCAACAGGAUUCUCCGCACGAACGCAUGCUGACUCCCCUUCGUCCAGAUAUCCUCUGCGGCACCGCAGCAGUCGAUUCAUCAGGUGCUGGUGCUCGAAAUGGAGCAGGAGAAACAGCCUUAGGAGCAGCUGUACGUGGAGGACACUUGGAAGUUGCACGAGCUCUAUUGCGUGCUGGAGCAGAUCCCAAUUUGGGAGGAGGCGUCACUGACGGCAACGAUUUGGGAACAAUUAACUCUGAUCAUGAAUCAUCAAUCCGCAACUCUACUGCUCCACAAACUCCUCAAUCGACACCAACCACCGCCGUAACUCCGAUAACAUCACCAUUAUCGCCAACGUCUGCGCUUAUAACGGCUGCUUCUGGUGUUUCUGGUCUUCCGGCAAUUCUACAGUCUUAUCCUGAUCCAGAAUAUAAGAUAAAUAAGCGAGCUUUAGAUGCAGCAGGAUCUGUGGUUGCAGCCAGGACUGGUGAUGUCACGAUGUCACCAGUGCGUCAAACCAAGGCGAAUGAGGAUGCUGUUACUUACAGUGCUCUUUUUCCGAGUACUCCAACUAUGCUAAAUUGGCAUAAUCAACGAUGCCACUUGAGUAAUAUCAGACCACAAUGGCUAAGUGCAGCAGCCCGCCUGCACUCAACCCAAAAUUAA
Molecule: messenger RNA, 1811 nt
Organism: Ctenocephalides felis (cat flea)
Lineage: Eukaryota; Metazoa; Arthropoda; Insecta; Siphonaptera; Pulicidae
Product: ankyrin-1-like
Exons: 12
Coding region: 45-1811 (588 amino acids)
Molecular function (GO): protein binding
Source: RefSeq, a predicted model, not a curated record